This is a messenger RNA of Aspergillus luchuensis, 330 nucleotides long. RefSeq lists its product as uncharacterized. Lineage: Eukaryota; Fungi; Ascomycota; Eurotiomycetes; Eurotiales; Aspergillaceae. The record is from RefSeq and is a predicted model, not a curated record. The transcript has a single exon. Bases 1 to 330 code for a protein of 109 amino acids.
AUGCUGUGGGAUGACCUGAGUGGCCAUCUGGUUGUAGUUGACCUGGAGGACGUGAAAUGGUUGAAGCGCCCUUGGGCCCUCGAUUGCAUCUCGGACAGUACGCAGCGUACUCGCUGCGUCGGAGCGAUGAAAUAUAAGCCCGGCUUCAAAAAGGUGGAGUAUACUGUAAACAGUAUGGCAGUAUCUCAGGCCCGUGACAAUCUAUUCGGAAACGUUGCAAAGCAUGCCGCCACAAGACGUCGUGGUCUUUAUCUUAGACCGAGUAGUGAAUACGCAUUUUGCAACACGAACCGUACAUGUUGCAAGAACCCGUCUGCACGGCAGGCUUGA